Colletotrichum paranaense is the source of this 165-nucleotide messenger RNA. RefSeq lists its product as uncharacterized. The record is from RefSeq and is a predicted model, not a curated record. The transcript has a single exon. Bases 1 to 165 code for a protein of 54 amino acids. Lineage: Eukaryota; Fungi; Ascomycota; Sordariomycetes; Glomerellales; Glomerellaceae.
AUGGACACGACCCAUGCACUCCGGCCUCCCUCCGGCCUCCUCCACCCCCUCUCGUUGUUGUCGUUCGUUCCCCUCUUCUUCGGCUCACUUUAUCAUGCGGGUGGUCAAAAUCUGACAAGAAGCACGAUUGAUACAUUUUUUUUUUUUCAUUUGUACUCCUUUUGA